GGCGCUGUGCAAAUAAUGUGCCUUUUAUUGGGCACUGGCUCUCUAUGACCCCGGAGUCCCGCCCCCGACCUCUCUCGAAGAAAUGGCCAGACUUUUUGCAAACGCCUUGAAGGGUAGAAUUAGCAGCGAGCUCUUGAAACUGCCUCUGGAAAUGGAACCCAGCAGAAUUCUCGAAAAGAAGAGGACAUUUAAAAGAGGGGUCCCCCCUCUAUCCUCCACGGCCCCAUCCAAGCCAGGGAUGAAAUUUAACGGCAAGAAGGACGCAGUUGACGCGGCGUCAAUGAACUGAGACUAAGUCAAAAGCCGGGCCCCCCAACCCUAUCCCCAUCAGCCUGGUAAUCACCGGCGUCACCCCCGCCCCGCGCCCUGCCCCUAGGUUCCUGUGCCAGCAAGAUGCUGGAGCGAGGCGCGGAGUCCGCCACCGGGGCCACCGAUCCUAGUCCCACUGGCAAGGAACCGGUAACCAAAGAAGCUCCCCACCAGGGCCCACCAAUGAAGCCCAGCCAGUCAGCUCCAGGGCCCACCGCGUCCGCGGGCUCGCCUCCCCGGCCUCGCCGGCGGCCCCCGCCCCAGCGCCCGCACCGCUGCCCCGACUGUGACAAGGCCUUCUCGUACCCGUCCAAGCUGGCCACGCACCGCUUAGCACACGGAGGCGCCCGACCCCACCCAUGCCCAGACUGCCCCAAGGCCUUCUCCUACCCCUCCAAGCUGGCAGCCCACCGCCUCACGCACAGCGGCGCCCGCCCGCACCCGUGCCCACACUGCCCGAAGGCCUUUGGCCACCGCUCCAAGCUGGCGGCUCACCUCUGGACCCACGCACCCACCCGCCCCUACCCGUGCCCCGACUGCUCCAAGUCCUUCUGCUACCCUUCCAAGCUGGCGGCCCACCGCCACACGCACCACGCCACCGACGCCCGCCCCUAUCCUUGCCCGCAUUGCCCCAAGGCUUUCUCAUUUCCCUCCAAGCUGGCCGCCCAUCGCCUAUGUCACGACCCCCCAACUGCGCCAGGCAGCCAGGCGACUGCCCGGCACCGAUGCUCCAGCUGCAGCCAGGCCUUUGGCCAGAGACGCUUACUGCUCCUUCAUCAACGCAGCCACCACCAGGUGGAGCACAAGGGGGAGAGAGACUGAGCCCUCUCUUGGUUCACUGUCCCCCUCUGCCGCCAGCCCUCGCCAGUAAGAGGUGGGAUUUCUAAGACCGACUGUAUGAGCAGAUAGCUGGCAGAGGGCAGGGCAAGGGACUGGCCAUUUAUACUGGGCUCGAGCUCAGAAGCCCGAGGAACUCUUUGCUCCCCUGCUUUGGGGAGAUCUCAAACCAUGGACGUGGAGCUGUGGUUUGACAGCGCUGCCUCUGCUUCUCCCCACACACUUACAUGGCAAAGGUAAAAAGUCUGCUACUAUCGUGGAUUGAUGAGGAUUGGGGGCAAACAGGCUCUCUUGUUGUUAAAAGUUUAAAUUGGUGUCUCUACUUUGGCCAUAUGACGGUAUCUAAGAAAUUGAAAAUACAUACAUGCUUGUCUCAACUCUU
This is a messenger RNA of Symphalangus syndactylus (siamang), 1528 nucleotides long. It is a transcript of the gene ZNF575, whose product is annotated as zinc finger protein 575. Gene Ontology annotation, molecular function: DNA-binding transcription factor activity, RNA polymerase II-specific; RNA polymerase II cis-regulatory region sequence-specific DNA binding. The record is from RefSeq and is a predicted model, not a curated record. Gene Ontology annotation, biological process: regulation of transcription by RNA polymerase II. NCBI's taxonomy places the organism in Eukaryota, Metazoa, Chordata, Mammalia, Primates, Hylobatidae.